CGAGUACGGAAUAAUUUGGAGGAGAACUCUAUGAGUAAUGACGUCGAGGCUGGGGAAAGUCCAUUGCUGGUACGGAGUACUCGUGCUAGUUACCUCUGGUUGUCGGUUUCGCGAAGACAGCCCUUUUAGGACUACCUCAAUCCUCCUCACAGCCUCUCUCCAACAGGGCUGUGAUUGAUCGUCCCCGGGCUGUCCUCUGCGUGCACUGCCAAUCCUCGUGGGUUUAACCUCUUUGAGCCUGUGCUGUCUAUCUCGAAACCAGUACUCGCACGUUAGACGGCCAAAUGUUAGCCCAACCUACAGUCAUCGGCGCUCGUAUAGUCUUGAAACGACAGCGUAUAUAUUCAGGUCGUUCCGUGACUCAAACGCAAAGUCGCAACAACUACGGUGGUCGCAGAGGCCUCGUCGGCACCUUGAUGGACCCGCAACAGGGUCAGCCAGGAGGGUACGCUGAUCCAUACUGCGACGACUACUCAAAAAGGGGCUCCCGCCGCAGGGGACAUCGAGGUGGUCCCUUGACCGGAGGCCUAAUGGGCUUGAGGGGAGAAGGUCAGAACAACUACCAUGACCAGCGUCGACGAAAUGGCCCAGUCGGUCUCUUGAUCGGAGGUGUGAUGGCCUUGAUGAAUGGACGAGAAAGCAAGACCUACGACCAACGCCAGAGUGGACAUUAUGACCAGCGGCCCGUGGAUGCUCGCAGUCCGAGGGAUGCUGAUCUAAGAGACCAUGACAUCCAGCCCGAUGUUCGAAGUGUUCCUGCAAGGCACAGCCCAAGGGAACCAGACUCCAAGAUUAAAGAUGAAAGCUUCGGCAACAGAGGUCACAGUGACGACGAAUCGGAUGAUGAUGAACGCGCCGAGCGGAAAUAUGAGCGGCACAUCCAGAGUACAGUCGCACAGCAAAGCCAGGGGAAGCAAUUCGCUCCGCCGCCGGGACCUCCGCCUUCCUACCAGGCUGCGAUCCGGGGAAACUAAAUAGGUAGAAAGGAGAGAUGGCACCACGUUGAGGACGGCAAAUCUGCAAUCUUGUUUGGUCGUUGAGACAGCCAUGAUCAGUGGCGUGCGUUUUUGAGUGUUUGUCUAAGUGUGCGACGGCUGCCAUAGAGGAUUUUGGCCCUCAUAUGUAGCAAUGGCAUUUGGCUUCCUCAAUUCGACAAACGCGAGACUGCUUGUAAUAUG
Messenger RNA from Exophiala viscosa, 1178 nucleotides. RefSeq lists its product as uncharacterized. The coding region runs from base 285 to 974 and encodes 229 amino acids. Lineage: Eukaryota; Fungi; Ascomycota; Eurotiomycetes; Chaetothyriales; Herpotrichiellaceae. The record is from RefSeq and is a predicted model, not a curated record. The transcript is spliced from 2 exons.